Messenger RNA from Rangifer tarandus platyrhynchus (Svalbard reindeer), 525 nucleotides. The record is from the annotation of a GenBank genome assembly. NCBI's taxonomy places the organism in Eukaryota, Metazoa, Chordata, Mammalia, Artiodactyla, Cervidae.
AUGGCCAGUGGUGAGGAGGGGCAAGGGGAGGUGAUGGAGAUGGAUCAGGCCAGGGCUGAUGCUGCCAAAGAGGAGGAGGCCGCCCAGAAUACGAUGCCCAUUCCUAUGGGACCUGAUACAGACGACCGCACUGCACUGUGCAUGACCAGUCUGGCCACAUCCCAUCCAGCAGCCCCAGGCUGGCUGAACCUAGAGAGACAGCUCCACUGCACCCCACCUGAGUCAGCUCAUGUGGCAUAUGUGUGCCCUUAUCGCCAUGAUGGUGUGGAGCAUCACCCACCAGGGCUGGAUGACCUUUGCGCUGCUGUUCUGGGCCUGCGGCAUCCAGACAGGGCUGCAGCUCCUAUCAGCUGGCGGUAUUCUGCUUCCCCUUCAUCCUGCUUUUACCGGCUUGUGCCACGUGUGGGCCACAUGUCUGCCCCGCCCCCCGGGGCCCCGCAGCCUGUGCCUCUACGGCGGGGCUGGAGCUCACGCACUGCCGCUGCCUGGACCUGGGCGCCGAUGCCGCACACUCUGACCUUCUAG